This is a messenger RNA of Dunckerocampus dactyliophorus (ringed pipefish), 4687 nucleotides long. RefSeq names its product consortin, connexin sorting protein a (gene cnsta). NCBI's taxonomy places the organism in Eukaryota, Metazoa, Chordata, Actinopteri, Syngnathiformes, Syngnathidae. The record is from RefSeq and is a predicted model, not a curated record. Gene Ontology annotation, biological process: positive regulation of Golgi to plasma membrane protein transport. Gene Ontology annotation, cellular component: plasma membrane; transport vesicle; trans-Golgi network. The coding region runs from base 212 to 2530 and encodes 772 amino acids. Gene Ontology annotation, molecular function: connexin binding. The transcript has 13 exons.
GUCAGUGCUACAACAUCCUCAAGCAAGGUGUCACUUGAGACACCAGAAGCUGUCACCUUUUCACCAACCUUGCCAGUGGGAGGCAACGUUGCUGUUGGAUCACCUUGCCAGCUAUGAGGAAGAAGUGCCUGUGUUGAAGCUAACGAAAGAAGACCUUGUCUGUUUUUUGCCACACCAAGCGGAAAGGUCAAGGCUGUGAGGGUGGAGCCUGAUGGAUCAUGGUGGUCAGUUGGACUACGAGGGCAGCAUAAUGUCACAAGUUGUGGUGGGUGGGGUUGAGCAUUGCGAUAACAACACACCCCACCCUGAUCUUUUUUCCCAAAACCUCAACGAGACUCAAACUGAACAUUCCUCAGCUCUACAAAAUGAACUUGGAGCUGGGGUGUUUCUCAACAACAAUGGCGAGAACCAGGAGGGAGAGGAAGAGCGAUACAAAGAAGAAGAAGAGGAUAUUGAUGAGGUGAUGAAGGACGAGGAGGAAGAAUCUGAGACAUCAAGUUGCCUAAUUCACUGCCGGUCCUCAGAUACUCCCAUGACUGACUCCUCCUAUUCAGAAACAGGAAGCUUAUUGGAGAAUCCUUUCAGUCCUGGUACAAGUCCAGAACCUACAUCCCCUGUCAUCCAAGAAAUGUUAUCUCUCAUCAGCCCCUUGGAACUGGGUCAGAGUGACGUGGAUGUUGGUGGCUUUAAUGUUGGACCCCUUGCCUACAGCUCAUCUGGAAUGACCUUCACCACAGGGCCUGUGCUUUCUUCUCAUCUAUCUUCAACCUCAGACACUGGGCUGAGCUGCACUGAUGGAUUUGCGCAUAUCGCAACAAGUACUGCCAGAAGCAUUACAUCCACUUCAGAACCUCUCGCAACCUCUACUGUGUUCACAUGUACCAGUGGGUCUGCAGAAAUGACAUCCACCUCAAGGCCCAAUGCUUCCAUUACCUCUGUUUGUCAAACAAUAGUGCCCCUUACCUUCACCACAGGGCAGACAGAGUCCUCAUCCUCUACUGGAUCUCUGCAUUCGGAAAACUAUACUUCCUCCCCAAUGCCCACUUGCCGCACUACAAGGCCCGUCUCUUCUCUGAUGGGCUCUCUGGAGCAGUUGGCCCAUCGAGGAGAUGAUGCUCGCCUUCCACUAGACCUCCAUCAGAUCGCUGAGGCCUCUGUCCGUCAUGAAGAUUACCAGCUGGCUUUAAGGUGUAUCCAGCUGGAAAGGCUCUAUCACCAGAGAGUGUUGGACAAUCUUAAUGCUCUCCAGCAACAGUGGGAGAGUCUGUGUGCGAGAACCUCCCCUAGCCUGGAAGCCCGACAUCUGGACACUCUCAGAGACAUCUGUCAGACACACACUCGACCAAGUGCUGUAGAUGCUGUGUCUCUGGACUUCUUUAUGCCCGCAUUUGAACUGGAGGGUGCACUGCCUUCACAUCCAUCAGCUCAGCAGACUGAAUGUAGGAUGCAACAGAGAUUUCAAGACUCCUCCUGUCCACAGACCACAGUCGCACCCUCCGCUAAUUUGUCACAUCAACUAAAUUCCCCCGACAGUUCAGAAAAAGACAGGGAACACCCUGAAUGCAAUUUAGAAGGGAGGGUCUGUUUACAUAGGGCUGAGCUGACUGAGGAGGAGGAGGGCAGUGGAAGGGAGCAAGGGGAGUGUCCGGAACACACCAAUUCAGCUGAGAGAAACAUGUUGCACCCCUCUGAAGCUGGAGAAAUGGAUCAGACCAAGCCUGCAGAGCAGCAGGGUGGAGACUCUGGUUCAGCACAGGAAAAGGAGGUGGAUAGGGAAGAAGAAGAAGAAGAAGAAGGGAGCAAUGUGGGAGAAACAGCAGAGGCAUUGAUUAUGGAGGAUGAGACUGAAGAAGAGGGGGAGAAAGAGAAGAGAGUGCUCAAAGUGGAGACACUGCUCAGUGAGAUAGAAGCGGAGGUGGAACAUCUGCACCAGGAAGCUCAAGAGGCAAGACAACAUGAGGAGUCUGGUCAAGGGAUGGAGGAGAGCAAUGAAAGCUCCGUACUCCAGGAUGAUGGCCAUCUUCCUCAAGCGGCUCGUCUGAAACACGACAACCUGGGCAACGAGGAGGAGCAGGAAGAUUAUGAAGUUGAGCAAUGUGACAUCAUCAGAGAAGGCGCCACACUGGACGACAUGGCUAGACUCAUCACUGUAGAGGAGAUAUCUCCUGCCUAUGGCCUCAUCUCCAUCUUGAAGAAGAGAAGUUUGCCUGUUGAUGAUGUUAGUUUAUCUGCGAGUUCAGACUCCAGGCCCGAUAAACGAACUGCUAAAAAACGUGUCCGCUUCAGAGUUGCAGAUGAUGGCUUUGAUAGUGAUGUUCGUGGGAGAGACUCAUGCCUGCUUCUUUUCCUGCUUUGUUUGGUUACCGUGGUGAUCAGUGUGGGCGGCACCACCCUUUACUGUGCAGUGGGGGAUGUCCACUCCACAGUCUGUCAGGACUUCUCUAGAAAUGUGGACUUCUACUUUGGACAGAUGCAGCGUGCCGUAGCUCAGAUCCAACAGUGGUUUGGACCAAGGUCGCCGUCACAGUAGCAGUAUCUUGAGUUUUGGUACAGCCAGCUUUUUACAGGUAAGUAUCACACAGGUGUCCCUUCUUAGUUUGAAGGGGUCCACAAUGACUAUAUGACAAUUACACCAAAGGUCUCUCAAAUCAGCCAUGACUGCAUCAGCCAAAUUUCUCACUGGACUCCCUCAAAAACGAAAACAGCUGACAUUUCUGUAAAUUGUGAGGGGAAAAAAAAGUGCAGUUUAUAAGCUGGAGGGCUUGGACGUACUCUGCACACACAUGCUGCACAAAUAGGGCUCUUACGGCCGUGUUGCAACCUCUAGAGUUGCUUUUAAGGACAUCUUCUUUUUUUUUAUGACACAUGCACUUCCUUACUAAUGAAAUCAUUAUGUCUUAAUCAUGUCGUAACACAUUGAAUGUCUGUGGGGCAUUUAUGUGUUUUUAAGUAAUUUUUGCCACUGCGGGACAACAGGUGCAACGAGUAUGACUCAUAGGGGGUAAAAAAAGCACUGAUCUUAAACUAUGCAUUGUUUUACCACGGAGCAGCAUGCUCUACUUGUACAAAAGUACACCUACAAGCGGAUAUAUUACAUCUACCUACAGGAAUACAGUGCAUAUAGUAUAACAUGAAUGUAAACUCAACUGGUACUACUUUUUUUCUUUAUUUUCGUAAUAUUUUCUGUUGAGCUUGCAACGAUUCGGUGUAAUUUGCAAUGUCAGUAGGAUGUGAUGUAGCAUUGUGUCAGCCCAGCUGUCUGUUUGCAUCUCUCAGGAUUUCUAUACAUCGUCCUCAUUCAGGAUCAGCCACUGUUUUUUUUUAAUGUUCUUCUUUGUUUCUGUUCACUAGCGGGGGCUGGUGUUUGUCCGUGAAGACAACACAGAAUUGUCCCAGCAGUGUGUAAACUUUUGUUUUAGUUUAAAGUGUAGUUAUCUAUUAAGGGUGUCACAAGAUCUCGUGAGAUUGAAAUUCGACAAGAUUUGUCAUUUAGAAAAAAACUGUCUCGUGGGCACUAGGCAUGGGACGAUAAUAAAUAAAUUAAUUAAUCACACUAUAAAUAAAGUGAACUGUUUUCCUCGUCUUUUGUUUCCAAACAGGCAGGGAGAGGGUUCACUCAGUACAUUGGUUUAAGCACCGUGGCGAGUUAGUUCCAUAGAACAACGGCAUGAACAGAGUGAGCCCUUUUGUCAGUCAUACAGCAUACAGUCUUCUUGUCUUGCUGGGUGGAGUCGGGGCCGGUAGCAUACACAAAGAGCACACAAGACUGUAGCCUUGCGAGCAAGGUAACGUAGUAGAAAUCAAAUUGUUAGAUUGCAAUAUAUUGUCUCAUUGCAAUAUAUUGUCUUCGUCUUGGUGACCCAAUCUUGUGUAUCGUCUCGUCUUGGGAACUGAAUAUCUUGUGACACCUCUAUUGUAUACUUUACAUGUCUUACUUCAGUAGUAUGCCAGAAAUACUAUGGAAAAGGUACCAUUUUAACAGGUGAGAGGAGCUUCCAUGCAGUGUCUUAUAUGCAUUAUUAAUAGUCAAAUCAGUAUUGUCAUGUCACACAAUGAUGUAAAAUAAUGUAAAUAAUGCCUUCUUGUUUUUAUUUGCACGAGUCUCCUGGCUGGUUCAGAUGACUCAGAAGUCUACUUAUUUAUGACUCAGUGGAUGCAAAGGUUAUGUUUAUGUUCAUCUUCCUCACUUUAAUGAUUGCUAUUGCACAUUCUAAUAGCUUUUCAUCUAUGUUGUCCUCUUUUUUUAAAUAAUGGAAUGCUUUUUAACAAAUUAUGUGUAAUUUGCUUUUUCUACCUGACCGGGUUGUCACAUUAGAUUGUGAUGCUUGUACAGUCUUCCAAGCAAAAACAUUGGGUUGGCAUAAUCUGAUGAUACACAUUGGUCUUAUAUGUGAGAUGUCUUUGUAGUAGAAAAAAAAAAGACAUUAUUUUUAUGCCUCUGCAGCACAAAUUGCUCAUGCAGUUGAGUAAGGAUUGGGAUCAUUGAUGGUAAUACAAUACAUUCAAAAGGUGAUGUAAAGGUGUUUUUCAUACCUGUACAGUUUAAUAAGUUCAUUUUUAAAUUUUCUUUGUUGUUCUUCAUUCAAAAUAAGCCGUUUCCAGCCACAGAGGUUUGGUCUUAUAAAAUAUCCUAUCUUUGGUACUUGUUAAUGUCUAACCCUGAAGUAAAGUCUGGGCUUUGAACGUG